AUGUCGGCCAAGGUGCGGCUCAAGAAGCUGGAGCAGCUGCUCCUGGACGGGCCUUGGCGCAACGAGAGCGCCCUGAGCGUGGAGACGCUGCUCGACGUGCUCGUCUGCCUGUACACCGAGUGCAGCCACUCGGCCCUGCGCCGCGACAAGUACGUGGCCGAGUUCCUCGAGUGGGCGAAACCAUUUACACAACUGGUGAAGGAAAUGCAGCUACAUCGAGAAGACUUUGAGAUCAUUAAAGUGAUUGGAAGAGGUGCUUUUGGUGAGGUUGCUGUUGUUAAAAUGAAGAACACUGAGCGAAUAUACGCCAUGAAGAUCCUCAACAAGUGGGAGAUGCUGAAAAGAGCAGAGACGGCCUGUUUCCGGGAGGAGCGUGACGUGCUGGUGAAUGGGGACUGUCAGUGGAUCACCACGCUGCACUACGCCUUCCAGGAUGAGAACUACCUGUACUUGGUCAUGGAUUACUACGUAGGUGGCGAUUUACUGACCCUGCUCAGUAAAUUUGAGGACAAACUUCCAGAAGAUAUGGCAAGAUUCUACAUUGGUGAAAUGGUGUUGGCCAUUGAUUCCAUCCAUCAGCUUCAUUACGUGCACAGAGACAUUAAACCUGACAAUGUCCUUUUGGAUGUAAAUGGUCAUAUCCGCCUGGCUGACUUUGGAUCCUGUUUGAAGAUGAAUGACGAUGGAACUGUGCAGUCCUCCGUGGCCGUGGGCACCCCAGACUACAUCUCCCCAGAGAUCCUGCAGGCAAUGGAGGACGGCAUGGGCAAGUACGGCCCCGAGUGCGACUGGUGGUCUCUGGGCGUCUGCAUGUACGAGAUGCUGUAUGGAGAGACCCCGUUCUACGCUGAGUCCCUUGUGGAGACCUAUGGGAAGAUCAUGAACCAUGAAGAGCGGUUUCAGUUCCCUUCCCACGUCACAGACGUGUCCGAGGAGGCCAAAGACCUCAUCCAGAGGCUGAUCUGCAGCCGGGAGCGUCGGCUGGGGCAGAACGGGGUGGAGGACUUCAAGAAACACGCCUUCUUCCAAGGGCUGAACUGGGAGAACAUCCGGAACCUGGAGGCGCCCUACAUUCCGGACGUGAGCAGUCCUUCCGACACGUCCAACUUCGACGUGGACGACGACGUGCUAAGGAACAUUGAAGUGUUACCUCCGGGUUCUCACACGGGCUUCUCUGGAUUGCACUUGCCGUUCAUCGGGUUCACAUUCACCACGGAAAGCUGCUUCUCUGACCGGGGCUCUCUGAAGAGCAUCCUGCAGUCCAGCACACUGACCAGAGAUGAGGGCGUGCAGCGCGAUCUGGAGGCCAGCCUGCAGGUGGAGGCUUACGAGAGGCGCAUCCGGAGGCUGGAGCAGGAGAGGCUGGAGCUGAGCCGGAAGCUGCAGGAGUCCACACAGACUGUCCAGUCCCUCCACGGCUCAGCCCGGGCCCUGGGCGGCGCAACCCGGGACAAAGAGAUCAAAAGGCUGAAUGAAGAGAUCGAACGCUUGAAGAAUAAGAUAGCAGAUUCCAGCAGGCUGGAGCGGCAGCUUGAGGACACGGUGACUCUCCGCCAGGAGCACGAGGACUCCGCGCAGCGGCUGAAGGGCCUGGAGAAGCAGUACCGCGUGGUGCGGCAGGAGAAGGAGGACCUCCAUAAGCAACUGAUCGAGGCUUCCGAGCGGUUGAAGUCCCAGGCCCGGGAGCUGAAAGAUGCCCACCAGCAGCGGAAGCUGGCCCUGCAGGAGUUCUCGGAGCUCAACGAGCGCAUGGCCGAGCUGCGCUCCCAGAAGCAGAAGGUGUCGCGGCAGCUGCGGGACCGGGAGGAGGAGGUGGAGGCAGCCAUGCAGAAGAUUGACGCGCUGCGGCAGGACGUCCGCAGGGCCGACAAGGGCCGGAAGGAGCUGGAGGCGCAGCUGGAGGAUGCGGUGGCCGAGGCCUCCAAGGAGCGCAAGCUGCGGGAGCACAGCGAGAAAUUCUCCAAGCAAGUGGAGGGCGAGCUCGAGGCCCUCAAGAUGAGGCAGGGGGGCCGCGGGCCAGGUGCUGCCCUAGAACAUCAGCAGGAGGUUUCCAAGAUAAAAUCUGAGCUCGAGAAGAAGGUCCUGUUUUAUGAAGAGGAGCUGGUGAGACGCGAGGCCUCCCACGUGCUGGAGGUGAAGAACGUGAAGAAGGAGGUGCACGACUCCGAGAGCCAGCAGCUGGCCCUGCAGAAGGAGGUGAUGGUGCUGAAGGACAAGCUGGAGAAGUCCAGGCGAGAGCGGCACAGCGAAAUGGAGGAGGCCGUGGGCACCGUCAGGGACAAGUAUGAGCGGGAGAGGGCGAUGCUGUUUGAGGAGAACAAGAAGUUAACUGCCGAGAACGAGAAGCUGUGCUCCUUUGUGGAUAAGCUCACGGCUCAGAAUAGGCAGCUGGAGGACGAGCUGCAGGAUCUGGCAGCCAAGAAGGAGUCGGUCGCCCACUGGGAGGCGCAGAUCGCGGAAAUCAUCCAGUGGGUCAGCGAUGAGAAGGACGCCCGGGGCUACCUGCAGGCCCUGGCCUCUAAGAUGACCGAAGAGCUCGAGACGCUGCGGAGCUCCAGUCUGGGGUCAAGAACACUGGACCCCCUCUGGAAAGUUCGCCGCAGUCAAAAGCUGGACAUGUCUGCGCGGCUGGAGCUGCAGUCGGCGCUGGAGGCGGAGAUCCGGGCCAAGCAGCUCGUGCAGGAGGAGCUGAGGAAGCUCAAGGACGCGAACCUCUCCUUUGAAAGCAAACUAAAGGAUUCUGAAGCCAAAAACAGAGAACUACUAGAAGAAAUGGAAAUUUUGAAGAAGAAGAUGGAAGAAAAGUUUAGAGCAGAUACUGGACUCAAACUUCCAGAUUUUCAGGAUUCUAUCUUUGAGUAUUUCAACACUGCACCUCUUGCACAUGAUCUGACAUUUAGAACCAGCUCCACUAGUGAGCAAGAAACACAAGCUCCAAAGCCAGAGGUGUCCUUAGCGGUUUCUGUGACCACAGGCGCAGAGCCGCAGGAGGACAUGGCCCGGGCCCCUCAGAGGCUGCCCGCCACACCGCUGCCCACCGCACAGACCCUCACUCUGACAGGACCAAAGCCAAAGGCGCACCAGCUGAGCAUCAAGUCCUUCUCCAGCCCCACGCAGUGCAGCCACUGCACCUCCCUGAUGGUGGGCCUGAUCCGCCAGGGCUAUGCCUGCGACGUGUGCUCGUUCGCCUGCCACGUGUCCUGCAGAGACCGCGCCCCCCAGGUGUGCCCCAUCCCACCCGAGCAGUCCAAGCGGCCUCUGGGUGUGGACGUGCAGAGAGGCAUAGGAACAGCCUACAAGGGCUACGUGAAGAUCCCCAAGCCAAGCGGGGUGAAGAAGGGGUGGCAGCGAGCCUUCGCGGUGGUCUGUGACUGCAGGCUCUUCCUGUACGACCUGCCUGAGGGCAAGUCCACCCAGCCCGGCGUCCUGGCCGGCCAAGUCCUGGACCUCAGAGAUGAAGAGUUCUCUGUGAGCUCCGUCCUGGCUUCAGACGUCAUACACGCCUCACGCCGAGAUAUUCCAUGUAUAUUCAGGGUGACGGCCUCUCUCUUAGGUGCCCCUUCUAAGACCAGCUCGCUGCUCAUCCUGACGGAGAAUGAGAACGAGAAGCGGAAGUGGGUGGGCAUCUUGGAGGGCCUACAGGCCAUCCUCCAGAAGAACCGCCUGCAGAACCAGGCGGUGCACGUCCCCCAGGAGGCCUACGACAGCUCCCUGCCCCUCAUCAAGGCCGUGCUCACGGCCGCCAUCCUGGACGGGGACCGAAUCGCCAUUGGCCUUGAGGAAGGGCUCUACGUCAUAGAGGUGACCCGGGAUGUGAUUGUCCGUGUGGCUGACUACAAGAAGGUGUACCAGAUCGAGCUCGCCCCCAAAGAGAGAGUCGCCGUCCUCCUGUGCGGCCGGAACCACCACGUCCACCUCUGUCCGUGGUCCUCCUUCGAUGGGGCAGAGAGCAACGUGGACAUCAAGCUUCCAGAGACAAAAGGCUGCCAGCUCAUAGCGACCGGGACGCUGAAGAAGAGCAGCCCCACCUGCCUGUUCGUGGCAGUGAAGCGGCUGGUCCUUUGCUAUGAGAUCCAGAGAACUAAGCCUUUCCACAGGAAGCUCAGCGAGCUUGUGGCCCCUGGCAAUGUACAGUGGAUGGCCGUGCUCAAGGACAAGCUCUGUGUUGGCUACCCUUCCGGGUUCUCUCUGUUGAGCACCCAGGGAGAUGGGCAGGCUCUAAACCUGGUAAAUCCCAAUGACCCCUCGCUCACGUUCCUCUCACAACAGUCUUUUGAUGCCCUUUGUGCUGUGGAGCUCAAAAGUGAGGAGUACCUGCUUUGCUUCAGCCACAUGGGACUGUACGUGGACCCACAAGGUCGGAGGUCACGCGCUCAGGAGCUCAUGUGGCCUGCGGCGCCCGUUGCCUGUAGUUGCAGCCCCACGCACGUCACGGUGUACAGCGAGUAUGGCGUGGACGUCUUCGACGUGCGCACUAUGGAGUGGGUGCAGACGGUCGGCUUGCGCAGGAUCCGGCCCCUGAACUUGGAAGGCAGCCUCAACCUCCUCAACUGCGAGCCUCCCCGCCUGAUCUAUUUCAAGAGCAAGGCCUCAGGAACAGUGCUCAACGUGCCCGACACCUCGGACAACAGCCGGAAGCAGAUGCUUCGGACCCGGAGCAAGAGGCGCUUUGUCUUCAAGGUCCCGGAGGAGGAGCGGCUGCAGCAGCGGAGAGAGAUGCUCAGAGACCCGGAGCUGCGGUCCAAGAUGAUCUCCAACCCCACCAACUUCAACCACGUGGCCCACAUGGGCCCGGGCGACGGCAUGCAGGUGCUCAUGGACCUGCCUCUGAGCGCCGUGCCCCCCACACAGGAGGAGAGGCCGGGCCUGGCCCCCGCCAACCUAUCCCGCCCGCCUCCGCCCAGGAACAAGCCCUACGUCUCCUGGCCCUCGUCAGGGGGAUCUGAACCUGGAGUGUCUAUGCCGCUAAGGAGUAUGUCUGACCCUGACCAGGACUUUGACAAAGAGCCCGAUUCAGAUUCCACCAAACACUCGACUCCAUCCAACAGCUCCAACCCCAGCGGCCCACCAAGCCCCAACUCCCCCCACAGGAGCCAGCUGCCCCUCGAAGGCCUGGAGCAGCCAUCCUGCGAUGCCUGA
Rangifer tarandus platyrhynchus (Svalbard reindeer) is the source of this 5139-nucleotide messenger RNA. The record is from the annotation of a GenBank genome assembly. NCBI's taxonomy places the organism in Eukaryota, Metazoa, Chordata, Mammalia, Artiodactyla, Cervidae.